This is a messenger RNA of Myotis myotis, 6084 nucleotides long. RefSeq names its product PTPRF interacting protein alpha 4 (gene PPFIA4). The coding region runs from base 511 to 4278 and encodes 1255 amino acids. Gene Ontology annotation, molecular function: protein binding. Gene Ontology annotation, cellular component: presynaptic active zone. The transcript is spliced from 29 exons. Gene Ontology annotation, biological process: synapse organization. The record is from RefSeq and is a predicted model, not a curated record. NCBI's taxonomy places the organism in Eukaryota, Metazoa, Chordata, Mammalia, Chiroptera, Vespertilionidae.
GGCAGGGGCGGGGCUUGUGGCUGGGAGGCUGCAGCCGCUUCGACCAGCCAGGGGCCUCGCGAUCCGGGGGCUCCUUGCCCAGCCGAGCUGCCUGGUCUUCGAGGACUGCAGGCAGGCCACUGCCCUCCAGAACCAUGGGUGUUGCUCAACCCAGCUGGGACUCUGCCAGGCUCCAGAACUCCGUCUAAGCAAAGGGCCUUCUUCCAGCCACCCUCUUCCUGUCUGCCAUGGCCACGCUCAGCUGCUGCCUGCCUGCCUGGGAAUACAGCCCACCCAGCCCCAGCCCUGAGGGGUUAGGCCAGGCCCCUGGGCUCCAUUUCACAGGGUCACCUCAGGCACCUGGCCCCUUUCAGAACAAGAGCAACUGAUGCCAUGGGAGGAGCCCCGCCCACCUGUCUGCUCGCCUGGCACUGCCUGCUCUGAGGCCCCUGCUCUGGGUCCCCCUGGAGGUGCCAGCCCUGUGAAUCCCUUCCCUGUCCCCCACGCUGAGAAGGCCCUGCCCACCCCACCAUGUGUGAGGUGAUGCCCACAAUCAACGAGGGGGACCCUCUGGGGCCCCCACAUGGUGCUGAUGCGGAUGCCAACUUUGAGCAGCUGAUGGUGAACAUGCUGGAUGAGCGGGAGAAGCUGCUAGAGUCCCUUCGUGAGAGUCAGGAGACCUUGGCGGCCACGCAGGGCCGGCUCCAGGAUGCCCUGCAUGAACGGGACCAGCUGCAGCGCCACCUGAACUCCGCCCUCCCCCAGGAAUUUGCCACCUUAACCCGGGAGCUGAGCAUGUGUCGGGAGCAGCUUCUAGAGCGGGAGGAAGAGAUAUCGGAGCUGAAAGCAGAGCGGAACAACACGAGGCUGCUUCUGGAACACCUGGAGUGCCUGGUGUCCCGCCACGAGCGAUCGCUGCGGAUGACGGUGGUGAAGCGCCAGGCCCAGUCGCCCUCAGGGGUCUCCAGUGAGGUGGAGGUGCUGAAGGCCCUCAAGUCGCUGUUCGAGCACCACAAGGCCCUGGACGAGAAGGUGCGAGAGCGGCUCCGGGCGGCCCUGGAGCGAGUCGCCACCCUGGAGGAGCAGCUGGCAGGUGCCCACGAGCAGGUGUCUGCCCUGCAGCAGGGAGCAGGGCUUCGGGAUGGAGUGGCGGAAGAGGAGGGGACUGUGGAGCUGGGCCUGAAACGCCUGUGGAAGGAUGACGAGGGCCGGCUGCAGGAGCUGCAGGAGUUGCUGGAGAAGCAGAACUUUGAGCUGAGCCAGGCCCGGGAGCGACUGGUUACUCUGACAGCAGCAGUGGCUGAACUGGAGGAGGACCUGGGCACCGCCCGCCGGGACCUGAUCAAGUCAGAGGAGCUGAGCAGCAGGCAUCAGCGGGACCUGCGGGAGGCUCUGGCCCAGAAGGAAGACAUGGAGGAGCGGAUCACCACACUGGAGAAGCGCUACCUGGCUGCUCAGCGUGAGGCCACGUCCAUCCAUGACCUCAAUGACAAGCUGGAGAACGAGCUGGCCAAUAAGGAGUCCCUGCACCGCCAGUGUGAGGAGAAGGCUCGACACCUGCAGGAGCUGCUGGAGGUGGCAGAGCAGAAGCUGCAGCAGACCCUGCGGAAGGCAGAGACGCUGCCGGAGGUGGAGGCCGAGCUGGCCCAGAGAAUCGCAGCCCUCACCAAGGCUGAGGAAAGGCAUGGCAACAUUGAGGAGCAUCUGCGGCAGCUGGAGGGCCAGCUGGAGGAGAAGAACCAGGAGCUGGCGAGGGUGCGCCAGCGGGAGAAGAUGAACGAGGACCACAACAAGCGGCUGUCAGACACCGUGGACCGGCUGCUCAGCGAGUCCAACGAGCGCCUGCAGCUCCACCUCAAGGAGCGCAUGGCUGCGCUGGAGGAGAAGAACACGCUGAUGCAGGAGCUGGAGAGCUCCCAGCGGCAGAUCGAGGAGCAGCACCACCACAAGGCAGACCCUGUCCUAACCCAGCCCUGCCAGCCUGCCGCCACCUUCUGUUUGCUCUUCACUUGGACCGAGUCUCUUUGGUGUGAUCUGUGGGCCUGGUCUGGGCCCUGGCUUUGCACUUUGCAGUGCCCUCUGCUGCUUCUCCCCAACUCUGCCAUCCUCUUUGUCCCUCUCUCCCCUCUCUGUCCCUCCCUGACCCCCACCCCACACCGGGUCUGCCUGGCACAGGGCCGCCUGUCCGAAGAGAUUGAGAAGCUGCGCCAAGAGGUGGACCAGCUGAAGGGUCGAGGGGGGCCGUUGGUGGAUGGCAUCCACUCCAGGUCGCACACGGGCAGCGCAGUGGACCUGCGGUUCUCCUUGAGCACGGCAGCCCCGGGCCUGCGUCGCCGCUUCUCGCUGCGGGAAGAGUCUGCCAAGGACUGGGAGCGGUCUCCACUGCCUGGUGUGCUGGCCCCCACGGCCGCCCCUGCCUUCGACAGUGACCCUGAGAUCUCUGACGUGGAUGAGGAUGGGCCAGGGGGUCUGGUGGGCUCCGUGGAUGUUGUCUCCCCGGGCAGCCACUCCGAUGCGCAGACCCUGGCCAUGAUGCUGCAGGAGCAGCUGGAUGCCAUCAACGAGGAGAUCAGGAUGAUCCAGGAGGAGAAAGAGUCCACGGAGCUCCGCGCGGAGGAGAUUGAGACGCGAGUGGCGAGCGGCAGCACGGAGGCCCUCAAUCUGACCCAGCCGCCCCGGCGCGGCCCCCUCCCCACCUCUCUGACUGCCCUGUCCUUGGCCAGUGGGUCCCCUGCAUUCAGUGGCCGCUCCACAGCUAAGUGUGCCUCCCGCAGUGCCAUUCAGGACCUGGACCGAAUGGGGGUCAUGACCCUGCCCAGUGACUUGCGGAAGCACCGGAGGAAGCUGCAGCCACCAGUGUCUCGGGAACAGAACCGAGAGGACAAAGCCACCAUACAAUGUGAGACCUCUCCUCCUUCCUCACCCAGGACGCUGCGGCUCGAGAAGCGCGGCCACCCAGCCCCCAGCCAGGAGGAAGGCCAGAGUGCCAUGGAGGACCAGGGCAGCAACCCCAGCAGCAGCAACAGCAGCCAGGACUCCUUGCACAAGGGCGCCAAGCGCAAAGGCAUCAAGUCGUCCAUCGGCCGCCUGUUCGGGAAAAAGGAGAAGGGCAGGCUGACGCAGCUGAGCCACGAUGGAGCUGCGGGCCACGUUCUGACAGACUCCGAGCUCGGGCUGCAGGAGCCCCUGGUGCCUGCCAAGCUGGGGACCCAGGCAGAGAGGGACCGGCGGCUGAAGAAGAAGCACCAGCUGCUUGAAGACGCCCGCCGAAAGGGACUGCCCUUUGCCCAGUGGGACGGCCCUACCGUGGUCUCCUGGCUAGAGCUCUGGGUGGGGAUGCCAGCCUGGUACGUGGCAGCCUGCCGUGCCAACGUCAAGAGUGGGGCCAUCAUGUCGGCCCUGUCGGACACGGAGAUCCAGCGGGAGAUCGGCAUCAGCAACGCCCUGCACCGGCUGAAGCUGCGGCUGGCCAUCCAGGAGAUGGUGUCUCUGACCAGCCCCUCCGCCCCGCCCACCUCCAGGACUUCCUCCGGGAAUGUCUGGGUCACCCAUGAAGAGAUGGAAACUCUGGCAACAUCCACUAAAACAACCCUGGCCUAUGGGGACAUGAGCCACGAGUGGAUCGGGAACGAGUGGCUGCCCAGCCUGGGGCUGCCCCAGUACCGCAGCUACUUCAUGGAGUGCCUGGUGGAUGCCCGCAUGCUGGACCACCUCACCAAGAAGGACCUGCGGGUGCACCUGAAGAUGGUGGACAGCUUCCACCGGAGCAGCCUGCAGUACGGCAUCAUGUGUCUCAAGAGGCUCAAUUAUGACCGGAAGGAGCUGGAGAGGAGGCGGGAGGAGAGCCAGCAUGAGAUCAGGGAUGUGCUGGUCUGGACCAAUGAGCAGGUGGUCCACUGGGUCCAGUCCAUUGGGCUCCGGGACUACGCAGGGAACCUGCAGGAGAGCGGUGUGCACGGCGCCCUGCUGGCCCUGGACGAGAACUUCGACCACAACACGCUGGCCCUGGUCCUGCAGAUCCCCACACAGAACACCCAGGCCCGCCAGGCGAUGGAGAGAGAGUUCAACAACCUCUUGGCCCUGGGCACCGACCGGAAGCUGGAUGAUGGGGAGGACAAGGUGUUCCGCCGUGCGCCCUCCUGGAGGAAGCGCUUCCGGCCGAGGGACCUCUCCGCAGGCGUGCUCAGCGUGUCCCCGCUGGGGUCCCUGCAGCCUCCACCGGCCCCGCCUAAGAAGGUCACGCCUGAAGCGCACUCCCACUAUCUCUACGGACACAUGCUCUCUGCCUUCCGGGACUAGCCACGCCCCAGGGCUCCACAGGCGCGGCCGCUGGACCCCUCCUGCUCGACCCCUUCCUCCAGGCUCCCAGGCUCUUCAGUGACUCUCCAGCCGCCCUGGGUCUCCGAAUACACACGUCCACCCCUGGGCCGUCCGCCAGCCCAGGCCCCGCGUGUCCUUUGUCAUCUCUGAUGUGGCUGCGCCUCCUGGAGUCGCGCAGCCCCGGGUGGGCUGUGACUCCACCUCCCCCCUGGUCCUGGCCUGGCCUCAACUUCCAGGGGAGACCAGGGCACCGACGCAGGCCGGGCGACCUGCCGAGAAAAGGGCGCUUCACCCUCUGCGUGUGAGCUAUCUGGCCUCUGGUCCCUGUCCCUGUCCUGGCUCUGCCCAGUGGCCUGCCUGCCAUGGCUUCUGCUCCAGGACCCCCUGCGGGGCUGGGCGGCAGCAGGCCUGUCCUGGGUGAGGCUGGGGAGGAGGUCCCAGGCCUGGCCUAAGCUGAAUCCCAAAUGCGAAUUUGAGAAGAACCUGGGAGAAAUGGGCCCCUGAGCUUUGGGUCGAGGGUCCAGGUGUGGAAACAGCCCCCCAUUCAGUGAGGCACAGGCUGGCCAGUGGAGGAGACCAGGGGCUGUGGUGGCCUCACCCAAAGGGCAGUGGGAUGCCACCCGUCCCGCGUGGGGUAGAGCUGCUGGGGGGUGGGGAAUGGUGUGGGGGAGGGUCGGGGCCUGCGACCUCAGCUCUGGGCAGGACAGAGAUCACCCCACACCCCACACACUGCCAGCCCUGCUCCGCACCCUGUCCCUCCGUCCCUCGGCCCCUGCAGGAAUCCCAGCCCACAGCGCGCCCAUGGCAGAGUGAGUGUGCCCGCCUCAGCUCCGGCUUGGGGAGGAGGGAGGCUGAGGCUGCCUCCCCUUCUCUCCUGGGAAGAGCUUGAUGCUUCCCCUAAGUGAGUCGGCCCGGCCCAGGUCACUGAAUGUGGGUGAAGGCCGCCCUCUACCCCUUGCUCAGGGCUCCCUGGGUGUGCAGGGACUGCCUCUUCUAGAGAUUCCUACCAAGUGGACAGCGUUCCCCAGCAGCAUGGCAUUCCCAGGAAAUCAUCUUCCUCGCCCAUUCCUCACCCCCCUCGGUGCUGGAAGUGCUGGGGACCCAAGUUCAGGAUGUGGGUGGAACCCAGGCUUCAUCCAAGCGAGAGCAGAGGCAGGUGUGUGGAGGCCACACUCCCGGCCGGUGGCUGAGCAGCUGGACUGGGGUCUGAGCGAGGCUGCCCGAGUGGGGCAGUGCAGGCUCGGCACUUGGCGACGUCUCAGAGGUGAGGUCCCCAUGCUGGGGUGGGGCUCCCCUCGCGCCCUGUCCUCCCUGGCAUCAGCCACCGUGGAGAUGAGGGCGGGGAGAGAAACCCCUGUGCUUGGGUGAUGGGCCUGAAGGUUGUGGAGAAACCCCAGGCUCUGCUUGGUGGAGUGGGGACCACAAGGCCGUGUGAUGGUCAGGGGACCCGACGAGCUGGUACGAGGGCGCGGCCGCAGCUGUCCUCCACUUCGUCCUCCACGCGGUUGUGCCGUGAGGCAGCAGCUGGGGGACCUGGGUCCCUUCGGGGCGGCGUGGGGUGUUUCGGAAGGCGAUGGAGGAGGGGCCGGUGGGGGUGAGGCUGCUGUCUGCUGCUCAGAGGAGGUUGUUUCUCAGUCAGUGCAUUUGCAGAGACCCGAGGCCUGAGCCCUCACAGCUCCCUUCAGGUCCCUGCUCAGCACCGUGCUAGCUCCGUGCAUCCGGAGGGGUGCCUGUGGUGUGCGUGCGUGUGUGUGUGUGCCCCACCAAUAAACCUGAUUUUACGAC